AUGGCUGCUCUCACCUCAAGUCUAAGCCUUAGUCCACAAUACACCCCUAAAGACUAUCAACACCAUGGUUCUGUGGUUGAGGAAAUUGUAGGUCUUAUUAGAGUACACAAAGAUGGAUAUGUGGAACGACCCCAGAUUGUUCCAUGUGUCACUGCUGAUUUGAGUCCGGAGCUGAAUGUGACUUCGAGAGACAUAGUCAUUGACAAAGUUACAAACACUUGGGCUCGUUUCUAUGUUCCAAUUCCCCAACAGAAGUUACCUUUGCUGGUCUAUUUUCAUGGUGGUGGAUUCUGUGUUGGUUCUGCAGCUUGGAGUUGCUACCAUGAUUUCCUUGCAAGGCUAUCUGUUAAAGUUGGGUGCUUGAUUAUGUCAGUGAACUAUCGAUUGGCCCCAGAGAACCCUCUCCCAGCUCCCUAUGAUGAUGGUUUAAAGGCCGUAAUGUGGGUGAAACAACAAAUGCUAUAUCAAUACGAGGCUAGUGAAUGGUGGACUUCAAAAUGCAACUUUUCUAGUAUCUUCUUAGGUGGGGACAGUGCAGGUGCUAACAUAGCCUGCAACGUUGCCACAAGGCUAGCUGCAUGUGAAGGUGCUGCUUUAAGGCCUUUAAAUUUGAAGGGUCUGAUUUUGAUACAACCCUUUUUUGGUGGGGAAGUGAGAACAGUUUCAGAGAAAUGCAUGGCCCAAUCACCAGGCUCUGCUUUGAACUUGGCAGCAUCUGAUACUUACUGGCGCUUGGCAUUGCCAUAUGGUGCGGACCGUGACCAUCCAUGGUGUAACCCUUUGGUUAAAGGUUCCUUGAAAUUUGAAGAAUUGAAGCUCUUGCCUACUUUGGUGUGCAUCUCAGAGAUGGACAUAUUGAAGGACAGGAACUUGGAGUUCUGUGAUGCUCUAUCAAGAGCAGGUAAAAUAGUCGAGUGUGUGGUGUUCAAAGGUGUUGGUCAUGCAUUUCAGAUUCUAAGCAAAUCUCAGCUCUCGAAGAGCAGAACCCAUGAAAUGAUGGCUCGUGUUAAGUCCUUUAUCGGUCUGUGA
Gastrolobium bilobum is the source of this 1029-nucleotide messenger RNA. RefSeq names its product probable carboxylesterase 17. NCBI's taxonomy places the organism in Eukaryota, Viridiplantae, Streptophyta, Magnoliopsida, Fabales, Fabaceae. Bases 1 to 1029 code for a protein of 342 amino acids. The record is from RefSeq and is a predicted model, not a curated record. Gene Ontology annotation, molecular function: hydrolase activity. The transcript has a single exon.